AUGAUUUUCCGUUUGCUGACUUGUUCCUUAGGAGAAGAAGAUGCGAUAUCCGCGCACCAACAAAGCACCUUUGUCUUUCGAGCAGCGAUGAAGCGUCAAGACAUACCUCAAGACACUACUCAUUUGAUCAUUCAAUCAUCUGCUGAAAAUACCGUUGGAUUUACUAGUACCUCGACGAUACCAGAGGAUUGGUUGAAUUUGGUCACUUCACUUGAUGAGAAUAGUGGGAAUACCAUUGCCUUGCAUCUGUCUGGAGAAUGGCACAGGCAAAGAAUGAAUUCUUCAAGCCAGAAUCUAGAGGAAUGCGUCUUUGGGUACCAUGCGAAUCUGGAGCAUGUGGAGUUGUACCAAGGUCUGCUACGAAUUGGUCCGUUUGCCUUUAUUGCGUGCUCCUUCUUGGAAUCUGUUGCCCUGCCGUCCACGGUGGUCACUAUUGGUCAACAUGCCUUUGCUCGGUGCUCCAACAUGGUGGACAUCAACUUGCCGGAGGGAUUGCAGGUGAUUGAUGACCGGGCCUUUUACGACUGUCACUCUUUGGGACAUGUUGCUAUUCCUUCGACUGUGGCUAUUGUUGGGAAACAUGCAUUUCAAUCGUGCCAUUCAUUAGUGGAUAUUGAAUUCCGGAAAGGGCUAAAAGAGAUUCAAGAGUAUGCCUUUUGGAAAUGCAAAUCCUUGUGCGCAGUAUCGAUACCGUCACCAACACACAUGGUUCUUGGAAAAUGUGCCUUUGCGGAUUGUCACAGGCUUUUGAGUGUGGAGUUUUCGGCCGACACCACCAGUCUGGAAUUGGGAAGAUCUUGCUUUGCCGCAUGUCCCAGUUUGGUGAACUUGUCUAUUCCGUCCUCUACAGUCAUUGGAUCCCUCGCCUUUAUCGAGUGCCCAUUCAAGGCAAAGGAUUUCUCCGACAGGUUCACCAAUUUACCACUUCACAAAGCGUGUUACCAUUCAUCGACUUUGGAUGUAGAUGGUCUGAACGCAAUAAUCAGAACGGCAGGCUGGGUCAGAGACGAAUGUGGCGCGUCCGACACUCUCGGAAUGACGCCAUUUCAUCUCAUUGCCACUUCUGCGUCCUUGCAGCCAGAUUUCUUGCAGAUCCUCUUGGAACAGUAUCCAGUCAAUAUUCUUUCACACCAGGAUAAACGGGGCAAGACUAUGAUGGACUACCUACUGAUCAAUGGGUCCAACAAGGCAAUCUCACUGAUCAAGAUGAUAUUGGAACGGACAGUGGUGACGGCCAUAUCGAGUUGGGGGCUGUGGGAGCCGUGGAAAUUGGACUUGGUGACCAAAGUGGAGGAAUCCGGAUCUUGGGACGAUGACGCUCCGACUAGACGCAAGGCCCUUGACGAUAUUCUGGAUCGUUUGGUGACCUGCACCAGAAUAGAGGCCACAUCGAUUUUGGAACAGACAUUGUGGAAGAUGAACAACAACCGCUUUGCCUGUGGUGCAGAUGUAGUAUUACCCAAUGUGAUUGGUUUUCUUUGGAACAAUCAUACUCCUGGACCAUCUUCAUCACCACACGAAUAUGCUGUACUCGCUCCUGAGGUAUCCUGGUUGCAAGGCCAUGUUGAAUCGGAUGAUGACUGGGAUGAUAUCUGGUAG
This is a messenger RNA of Cylindrotheca closterium, 1599 nucleotides long. NCBI's taxonomy places the organism in Eukaryota, Bacillariophyta, Bacillariophyceae, Bacillariales, Bacillariaceae. The record is from the annotation of a GenBank genome assembly.